AUGGCACCGUUCCCCCCUCCACCUCUUCAAUCUCUAGAAUGGGACAAGUUGGCCAUUGUGCCGAUGGAUGUCAAUGGCCAUGUAGAGUGCGACUAUUCCGCUUCCACUGGCAAAUGGUCUGAGCCUCGAUUUGUCGAAGACCCUUUACUGCAAAUCCACGGUCUUGCGCCAGGACUCAACUAUGGUCAGCAAGCCUUCGAGGGCAUGAAGGCCUACCGUGAUCCCCACGGCCAGAUUCAGGUCUUCCGACCCAAAGACCAUGCGGCCCGCUUGGCCCUUUCCUGUUCCACCAUCGCCAUCCCCACGAUUCCAGAGGAUCUCUUUCUUCGUAGCAUUAACCUGGCUAUAGUUCGGAAUGCGGAAUAUGUGCCCCCGCAUGACACUGACGCUGCUCUUUACAUCCGACCUUUAGUCUUCGGGUCCGACCCUUUCCUCGCCGUCUCGGCUGGCAUGGGAUACAAGUUCUGUAUCUACGUCCAACCUUAUAAAGCCUAUCACGGGGUUCACCCACUUCAGGCUCUGAUCUUGGACGAUCUUGACCGAGCCGCUCCCAAGGGAGUUGGCCAUGUCAAAGUCGGUGGGAACUAUGCCCCGGUCCUAAAAUGGAGUGAUCAGGCACGUGCCGAGGGCUUCUCCAUCACGUUGCAUCUCGAUAGUCGAACCAACUCCCAGAUUGAUGAGUUCAGUACUUCAGCGUUCAUAGGUUUGAAGAAGACCGGUGACUCAUUCACGGUCGUCGUUCCAAGCAGUCGCUCCAUUCUGAAAAGUGUCACCAGCAUUACCUGUCUGGAUCUCGCCAGAUCGCUCGGAUGGACAGUGGAGGUUCGCCCGAUUUCGUACUCGGAGCUUCCUUAUUUCACUGAGGUCCUAGCUACCGGAACUGCGGCGAUGUUGGUUCCUAUUCGGUCGAUCACACGGAAAUCUACCGGCGACACAUUUGAGUUUAGCACUGAUGGCCCCGGCCAAGGUUGCAAAAAUCUGUCGCAAGCUCUCUUAGACGUUCAAAAGGGGAUAGCAAAAGUUGACGCUGAAUGGCUCUGGCAUGUGUCACCGGAUGCAGACAUGUGCUAG
Molecule: messenger RNA, 1071 nt
Organism: Aspergillus tanneri
Lineage: Eukaryota; Fungi; Ascomycota; Eurotiomycetes; Eurotiales; Aspergillaceae
Exons: 6
Coding region: 1-1071 (356 amino acids)
Biological process (GO): branched-chain amino acid metabolic process
Molecular function (GO): branched-chain-amino-acid:2-oxoglutarate transaminase activity
Source: RefSeq, a predicted model, not a curated record